This is a messenger RNA of Scatophagus argus, 4146 nucleotides long. RefSeq names its product tetratricopeptide repeat domain 34 (gene ttc34). The transcript is spliced from 8 exons. Gene Ontology annotation, molecular function: protein binding. Lineage: Eukaryota; Metazoa; Chordata; Actinopteri; Scatophagidae. Bases 691 to 4023 code for a protein of 1110 amino acids. The record is from RefSeq and is a predicted model, not a curated record.
CUGCUUCCAUGCUGACGUUUGAUAAAAGGCGUGCAAUACAAAAACUAAAAUUAUGACCUCUAAACUAUUAAACUCUUUGUAAAGGUGUCUGUAGUGAGAACAAUGAACGCAUUUCUAUUUAAAUGACCUAUUUUCAUGUUCACAACUUUUUUUCUCUCGCCUUCAGGAUUCCAAGAGGCAACAUCCGUGUGGUUUCUUGUGAGGUAACGUAAAGGAAGAGAUUUAAUCGUCGAUUUUUUGUAGACUAAGCGAGAAUUUCAAACUGUGAAACAAUGUUGCAGUGGUGUUGUGGUCUCCCUCUGAGGACGAGCGUUAGUGGUUUCCACUGGCAACCGGACCCGUGCUCACGAGAACAGCAACUCGCGCAUCAUGAACAUCCAGAUAACAGAAGCAACAGAGAUGGGAGAUCACCGUGCAAAACUAGUUUUGCUUAGUUUGUUCUUAUCUUGAUGGGUUUUUUUCCGAGUAUUUCCUCCUGUUACAUACUUAGGUAGAACUUCGUUUUGUUGUACGAGCGGAUACGCCGUGUUGCCCCGGAAACCUUGAGCCGAGAGCAUUGAAUUACAAAAAUGGGGCCCAGGUUUUCUGUUCUCUGAACCUUCAGUUACAGAAAAUGACCUGACAGCGACCGUGUCGGUGACAUCACUGUGGGCAGGUGAAGAGAGAAAAACACAAAGAGAGGGCCUGUGGAUGAUCAUGACUGCUGUGGUUCGACCUGGCGUAAAUGUUUCAGAGCUCUGUGAGGAAGGAGACAAGUUCCUUGAGGCCGGUGAGCUCGGAAGGGCUACAUCUCUUUACAUGUCUGCCUUUAGGACUCAUGCCGCCUCAACUGUGUCCCACAUGAGGAACUUAAAGUCCGAUCUUGGUGGGGUGGUCGCCACUCUAGAAGGUUGGCUUGACAGUAACGAGGAGAAUCAGCCUACUGAGAGUCUUAAUAAAGGUCUUGCAGCAGUGUUCCUGUCCACGCUAUGUCCUAACAAUCUGUCAGCCACCAUUUUCAAAAUGGAGUCUCUCCUUCAGAGUGGCGGACAUGGCUGCGAGGAGAUUUUUGCUCGCUGCACUGCUCUGCUUGAUGGGAAGCGAAACCCUCAUCCACAAGGUACAACUGCCAUGAUUUUGGAAUUAACUCGUGCCCUGGCCUGCUUGUUCUCAGAGCCUCAUAGUAUCAAAGGGCUCAAGCUUUACCUCAAGGCUUACCAGAGUAACAAAUGUGAAACUGUCACCCUGGUUAAAAACAGACAAGCUCAGCACCUACCAAAAAUAGUGAGGUCCUUUACAGACCAAAUACUGAACAAGUACCCUUCGCUGAUGCUUGACAGCAACUCUGCAGUUACAGCAAAGGAAAAUGAUGAGCUAGAUAAAGAAGCUUCUUCUACAGUUAUUGAGUUUUUGAUGGCUAUAGCACCCAGUAAUAGGGAAGUUCACGAGCUUCAAGCCACAUAUUUAUUUUUGACAGGCAGAUUUGGGGACAGCGCAGAGGUGUACUCUGCUCUCUUGCAUCACGGUCAAUGUCAGAAAACGAUUAGUGCAGACAAGUCAUUCCAAGACACUCCUGAGAAGAGGGCUGCACUCCUAACCGGUCGAGCUGCUGCGUGUUUGUCAGCAGGUGGGCGAACUGCAGAGGCGUGCAGGGAUCUGGGUGAGGCAUUUGAGAUCCAUCCUGCCACUGCUCGACUUUAUUUCCAGAAGCUAUUCACAGAUCAAGGUACAGGGAUGGCUGCUCGCACCCAUCUUCGGCAGCAGGCAGAGAGAGGCUUGUCUGGUUAUAGAGAAAGGGUCCUCACCCGUUCAGACCUGCGGUCCACUGAAGGAGUUGAACUCCUGGACCCUGUGAUCACUCAGUUACGGACUCUGUGCCGUUUAGAGCCUGAUGGGGGAGGCAGAGAGUUGCGGGUACGACUCGCUGACUGUCUUCUCCUCAGAGGGGAACACAAAGAGGCUCUCUCUAUCUGUAGCCAGCUGGCUGCCGCGCAAGGUCAGCAGAGCUACCAAAACACAGUGCAGGUUCUUCGUGGAUAUGCACGACUUCUCUCUGAUGACCACAAGGGGGCAUUGGAAGACUUCCAGGCUGUAAUUGAACACAACGCCCCCCACCCAUCCAGCUGUGUGCGGGCACUAUGUGGUAGGGGCCUCCUGCGCAUGAUGGGUGGAUUAAACUACCUCACAGCUCUAGACUAUGUGACAGCCAGCAGGCUGCAGCCUCAGGAAACAGCACUGACUGUUCGCUGCUUGGUGCCAUGGAACUACCGGGGGCUGCUGUUCACUGUUUUACUGGAGCAGGGACGAGUCAUGCUGGAGGGGACUGGAGAACACGAAUCUAAAUCCAGUUCCAGUGAAAACUCCCUUCAGCACCAGCAGGGGGAUCAGCUGCAGGCCCCGUCAAAAAGAGACAACCACAGAUCAGGAAAUCCUGCCGGUGUCCAUUCCCUGGCUGUGCUGCUGAUGGAGCUCCAGCCCGGUGCUGAUGGGUGUCAGAUCCUGGCAGCAGAUGCCUUGUACCAGCUUGGCCGGGUGGAGGAGGCCUACCGGUUACUGCUAUCAGUUGGGCCCAGCAGUCCUCGGGCACCAGUUCUGGCUCGCCUCGCCCUGAUGCAGCUGCACAGAGGCUUUCUUUAUGAUACCAAUCAACUGCUGAAAAAGCUCAUUCAUUGUGGUGAUACAAGCUGCUUGUGCCCCCUGUUGGCUGUGGCACAACAGAAGGACCGGGCACUGCUGCAGGCGCACUGUCAUUCUGCUGCAAAACGCAUCCUGGAGGGCACACGAGAGGAGAGAGCUGUCAGGGAGGCUGUGGCAUAUCUCUCCAUCGCUAUCAUGGCCUCUGGUGGAGAGGGAGCAAACGCUUUGCUUGAAAGAGCAAGAUGUUAUGCCCUGCUGGGCCAAAGAAAGACAGCCAUCUUUGAUUUUAAUGCCAUUCUGAAGGAGCACCCAAAACAUGUUCAGGCCCUCUGUGGACGAGGCUUCACGUAUCUCAUGCUGAACCAACAAAAGGAGUGCACUCAUGAUAUCCUGGCAGCACUUCAGAUAAACACUGACAUAGUACUCAAAGACAUCCUGUCACUCAAGGACAAGGCACGAAAGCUGGUCUGUGAUUGGAUGCAUCAGUUCUGUCGAACCAAUCUGUCAGAUAUCCUGAUUGCUAAUGCUGUCCCCUGCCACGAAGAACAACUCAGAGAGGUUUUUAUAAUUGUUGGAGCUCUGAUGAGGACUGACUGCAGAGACCCCAGAUGGCAUCUCCUCUAUGUGGACACACUCUUAGCUAAAGGUGAUGUUAAGGCAGCAGGCGCUCAUCUGUGUCAGGUGUUUGGUCAGGAGCCAAGAGAUGCAGUUGCCCAGGCCAGGGUGGGUGUGGUGGAGGCCUGGCAACAGAACUACCACAGUGCAGCUCGCAGGCUCAGCAAGCUGACAGAGAAAGAUUCAUCCAGUCUGGGCCUCUUGCUGGCCCUGAUCCCAUUCAUUCAGCGAAAACGCAUGGCGCAGGCAGCAGCACAGGAGGCCAGCAGUGUGUCUUCAGGUGGCCAGUGGGAUCAGGCCGUCACACUCCUGACUGUGGCAGUAGAAGCAGUGGGCAAUCACAGAGUCCAGUAUCUUCGCCAGCGCGCCGCCUGUCUCGCUCAGCUGGGUUUACAUGAACGGGCCAUAGCUGACCUGGAUAAAGUUAUCCAGAGACACAGUGGAUCUGACUCCAGCUGCUCAGAGGACCCCCAAAUCUGGGUGGAGGACCUGUGUCGACGAGGCCGCAGCUUGGUGCUCUGUUCCAAAGAAGGAGCAGCUCUGGAGGACUUCACUCGGGCACUGGAGCUCCACAGCAACCGGGCCAUCCAGUGUGUGGAGGCUGGUCUGGGGAGGCAACGUCUGGCUGAGUGCUUCCUGCGGGGGGCGCUGCAGCAUUACGGGGAGCAGCAGCUCAGUAAAGCCUGGACUUUUAUUGAAUGUGGCCUUAUUGUGGACAGUGAGAACACAGAGCUUCGCAGACUUAGGGCAAGAGUCAAACGAGAAGUAGCCAGCCCCUGCAAUGUCAACUAGUACUUCUAGUCAGAAUCACACAGGGAGCAGGAGCUCCAGCUGAGCUUACAUAAUGAAGCUGUGCCAGUGCCCGUGCCUUCAGAUGUCGUACUGUGGAGUUCUUUGAGGACACAGAGCUUUGGU